UGCUGUUCAAAUGGUCAAUUUUCAGGUUUAUACAGAAGAUUAUGGCACUUGUAGAUGCUAUGAUUCCAGCACUGAUAGACCAACUUUCCACAGCUCUUAAUGCUCAAAAUGGAUGUGAGUUUGAAGAAGAGUUUCAGGUGAUGAUGGCGAUUCUUCAUGGUAUAGAGGCCUUACUUGGGGAUACUGAAGGCCGCAGUCUGGAAAUUGUCCGGGAAACCUUGACUAAAUUCAGAGUUCUGAUGUAUGAAGCAGAUGAUAUAUUGACGGACUACCGACUCAGACAAGAAUAUCAGAAAAAUGGACAACCCUUCUUCAAAUCAUUUCCUCAGAAAUUCUUUUUCCGCCUUCAAACUGGAAAGAAAAUACGGGAUAUUAUUAUAAGAAUGAAGGAGAUAGAUGAAACUCUGGUCAAGCAUUUGAAAGUACAUGGUGGAAGCACCCAUGAAGAAGUUCACACGGACCAGCAUAUUGAAACCUCAUCAUCCCAGUCAGAUGAUAUAGUUGGACUUCAAAUGGAUGUUAAGAAGAUAAAAGAUUGGAUUUUUUGCCCCGAUUACAAGCUUCAAAAGAUUGGCAUUGUGGGGAUGGGAGGCUUGGGGAAAACCACUAUUGCCAAGGAAAUUUUUAAUGAUAAUGAUGUUUGUCAGCAUUUCCAGAAGAGGAUUUGGGUGUCAAUUUCUCAGAGAUUUAUAGUGGAGGAGAUCUUGAGGAGCAUCCUGCAACAAUCAGGAGAACAAAUUGCAAAGCAAUCAUUAGAAAAACCUCGUCAGAUGCUACAAAUUAUUAUUUCACUGUUAAGAGCCAAGACCUGUCUGAUUAUUUUGGAUGAUAUGUGGGAGACAGGUCUCAAAUGGUGGAUGAAUUUUUUCUCUGUAUUGCCGGAUUAUGCUUGUAAGGGGAGUUGCAUUAUUAUCACGACCAGAGACAAAGAUGUCGCAUCUGCUAUUGAAGUUGACAAAAUUCAUCAACCCAAUGUUCUUAAUAAAAGUGAAAGCUGGUUAUUGUUCUCCAAGCAUGCAUUUUCCAGGAAAAAAGAGGACAGUGUUCCUAUUGAAAAUUUUGAAAAAUUGGGUAAGGAAAUCGUGGAUAAAUGUGAGGGACAUCCUCUGGCAAUCAAGACUAUAGGAGCCUCACUUGGAUCGACAGAUUCUCUUGAUGAGUGGAAGAAAAUUUGCAAAAAAUUUUCAGUCCCGAGCAUCACGGAAGAAAACUGUGUCGUUAUGACUUCUUUGCAACUGAGUUAUAAGGCACUCCCACCACAUUUAAGGCAAUGUCUACUAUGUUUCUCCAUUUUUCCUGAAGACUUUGAGAUACCAGCUCAGAAGCUAGUCCAUUGGUGGGUUGGAGAUGGUCUUAUCCAAGGCAUCAAAUCAAAAAAUCCAACGGAGUUGGCCUUUGAGCAUUUAUCGCAACUGGUCAGCAGAUGUCUAGUUGAAGCUGUGGAGAGGCGAGGCUUUGAUGGAAGAGUCAACAAAUGCAAAAUGCAUGAUCUGGUGCGAGACUUGACCCUUAUGAUGGCACAAGAGGAGAAACUUUCCACCUUUGAUAGCAAGGGCAUACAAAAAUUAAAUGAAUAUUCUCCAUGGUUAGGAUUCACGAGCGAAAUGGAUGCGCAAUCAUUAAACAGAAAUACAAAGCUCAGAGCAUUGCUGCAGGUGACUGGCAGCCAACCUCCCAUGAAUUUGGUUUCACUCCACUCACUCAGGGCACUUGACUUGUCAGACAAUAAGUUCGACAAAAUCACUUUAAAUAGACUCUUGAGUUGGAUUAGUUCUCUCAAACGCCUUGCAUAUCUAAAUCUAAGUAGAGCCGAGGGCCUUGAAGAAUUGCCGGAUUCCAUUUGCAAACUCCAGAACCUCCAGCUCUUAGUUUUAAUUGGAUGCCAUAAGCUAUCCAAAAUAAGCCCUUCAGUCACUUUUUUGAAGAGUCUGGUAGUCUUGGACUUAAGCUCUUGCCAAUUGCUUCCAUACCUGCCUCGUGGACUAGGCAGGCUGUCCCAGCUUCAACAAAUAUCUGGACUGAAACUGAUUCGUCAGGCAAACAGAAGAAGUUGUCAACUUCUUGAGCUUGAAGGCCUAACCGAGUUAAGAGUAUUGCGAAUGAGUUUGAGCAAUAACAGUGAAAUAACAGAGAAGGAAUGUGGUGUCCUGUCAAAACUCAAGAAACUCAAGCUUUUAGCCAUUGAUUUUGACUCUGAAGGGAUGGAAGGUACAACAAUGCAAAAGAUGCUAGAUCCACUUUUACCUCCGCCUCACCUUAAGAAGCUGUAUCUUAGGGCUUACAAUCAUGAAAAAUUGCCAAGAUGGGUUAGUCCUGAGAUGCUUCCUAAUUUAGAAUAUCUUUGCAUAGAGGAAGGACGCCUGGUCGACAUUUGCUUAAGUGAAACGACUUGGAAGUUGGAGGGUUUGUGUUUGAGGUUGUUGCCACACCUAAAGAUGGACUGGAGCAAGUUGAGAGAUGCGAUGCCUUUAUUAUGCUAUGCAGAGGUUAGCUUCUGUAACCAAGUAGUCAAUUUCCCUCUUCCUACUGGGGUCUGGAGGCGGAAUCAACAAUGAUGAAUUAUUCAUUCAAGGCAAAGGAUGGAAGGUGAUUGUAAUAUGAUGGUAUUGCAUGAAAUUUAUACUUGUUGAUUGUAAUGUUGAUAAUUUUGCUGAAUGUCUUUAUAUUACUUGUUACAAUUAUAACAUAUAUACAUGGCAGUGAUGUAAAAUUAUGUUCA
Messenger RNA from Hevea brasiliensis (rubber tree), 2719 nucleotides. Its product is annotated as disease resistance RPP13-like protein 4. Bases 42 to 2555 code for a protein of 837 amino acids. NCBI's taxonomy places the organism in Eukaryota, Viridiplantae, Streptophyta, Magnoliopsida, Malpighiales, Euphorbiaceae. The transcript has 2 exons. Gene Ontology annotation, biological process: defense response to other organism. The record is from RefSeq and is a predicted model, not a curated record. Gene Ontology annotation, molecular function: protein binding; ADP binding; ATP hydrolysis activity.